AGUGUGACGUUGCACUACCUUGAAGUCCGCGGGAAUGUUAAUCCCCCUAGGCUUAUUGACUUUAAACGGACUGAUCAUCUGAGAGGAUAUUUUCAGAAGGGUCGAAAAGCGAGAUCAAACCGGUUACAUCUGGAAUUCCGUUUCGUUCACUGAGUUGUAAAUUGCUGUAAUUAUCUACCCGAAUACGUAGUAUCAGCAUCUGUUCAUACGUCUAAAGAGAUUGGGUCUUCACAGCACUGGAAGUCACGAGGAUUAACCUCCUGUCCCUAACUUUGAAGACAUUCCUUUAUACUUUGGAACAGUUUUGAAGCACCGGUGGUUUAACUUAUGGUGUAAAUCAAGUGCUUUUUGUACAGGUAAUAUUUGACUCGAGGUCUUGCAAUUUAUUGAUACAUACAAUAGCUAUUCUUUUUUUAUGACUUAGUGAUUUCCCCUGGGGAGCCUAUCAGUAUUCAGAAUGUUUAACCAACUUGUGACAAAACAAUUUGUCCUGUUAUUUAAGUGUUUAUUAUUGUUUUAUUGCCCAUCGGAUGAUGGAUUGGCGACUAGGCUCUCCAAGGAACAGAUAUUUUUCUUACUUAAAUCCCUUCGUUUUCUACAUCGUUUUAAUUUUACCCACCUACGUUAGGUUGGUUACUUAACUCCCUUCAAAAUAAUAAAAAGUUGCUCGACCCCCGAUUUUCUCGUGCGAUGUAUGUAGCUCAAUUAUCACUGCCCUGAAAGGCUGACACUAAGUUCUGUCUGUUUUGGUUACUUUCUCACAAAAUUAUCUUCGUACGUUCUCCACUGCCUUUUAGAUAAUUUCAUUGUAUCUUGCUUAAAUUCGUUAUAAUUUCAAAUCAACCUUAAUAGUGGUAAUUUUACAGCUUUAUACAAAAAAAUAUUCUCAUCAAAAUAUCGUCUGUGUUUGUGAACAUUCUUGUAUUAAAAUUGGUUGUUAUUGCUUGUAGGUAUUUAGGGACUAAAGACAAUCAACCAAAGAUUUUUGGUGCUAUCUGUGUUAUGAAUGUUUUGACUAUUGUGUUUUUUAAAUGCUCAUUACACUGCUUAUUGUUAACAGAUUCGGUAUAUUUCAGUGUGAGUGUUGUUUGGUAUUUGUGGUCCUUCAUUUUUGUAAAUUGUAUUACUUGGUUUUCAAUAGGGGUUAUUUAUACUCUAAUCUGUUUUUAUAGUUAUGAAACCAACAUGAGGCCCGAUUUGCUGAUGUUGCUAGUCCUAAGCCUGAGUAAAGAUGGUAGGUUGGGGUAUUAUGUCUUACAACUCGACCUCUUAAGAAAGAACUUUGCUGCAAAGUCACUAUGUAGAAAAAUAUUAAGAUCGGACUUCGGAUACCCUAUGUGUUGCCAAAUUAGCCAUUGGACUGAAAUUGGGAUUCAUUAGAACCGGAAUUCGGACACUCAAUUUAACACAGCUGUUAUGGAGAAGGAUUUUACUGAUUUGAUAGACGAUCUUUUGUUUAUCAAAGUCAUUGAUCAGAAUCUUGAUCAAUAAAUGAAAUGCAGUGAUACAAAGUAUGGUCGAUUGGUGGUUAUUCACGAGACCACAUUAUUGGCUUAAGCUUUUGUAUAAUUUGAAAUAAAAAAAGCAUGACCAUUAGCCAUAAGAAUAGAUUUUUCAUAUAAUAAAAUGACAUGCUUAUGUACAACAUAAUCACACAAACAAAAGUGUUAUCAUAGGUGGUUGGAAAAAUCAGUUUGUAAAUCACUAAUUUUGCAACCAAUUAAGACCUGAUUGUUAGGCCUAAUUCUUGCCCGUCACAUCAACAGUUGACUAGCUUAGUAAACUAGUUUAACCCAUUAUAUGUAGUAUGUCAUGAUGUGGUGUUUCCCAUUCUUAAAUGUCACCGUCUUUUUUGAUUAAUAAGUGUUUUCUGGCUUUUAGGAUGAAAAUCUACUUGGCUUUCUUACUCAUUGGAUUUGGGGCGUUACUCUGUCACAGUGAAGCAAUAAUUAAACAACAUUUACCAGCUGAACUUCUGUGUUCAGACAUAAAUUGUGUGAAAACCAUAACUACUGGAAGUCUUAUCAAAGAUGUUAAUGUACCGAAUAAGAAAACAUUAAAAGUGAAUACCUUAGUGGACAUAAUAGGAUUAAGCGCUGAUGCUACUAAUUCUAUGAUGAAAAUAAAAUUCGGCGAAGAACAUUUAUACAUCGACCCAAGUUUUGUACAAAUUAAGGAUUCUGUUAGUUCACGCAAAUUUUUAAAGGUGAAAAACUUCGAUAUAAAUUUGAAUCCUUCGACUCUAUUAGAUGAAAGAACACUUAAUCUAGUGUCACCUUACCAACUACCAUCGGAUGAAGAUUUGAAUUACAAAUCUACAGAGAAAAUAUCUGAGAAAGAUCAUCCAGAUAACAAGCAAACACUUUUCCGUAAUCAAAGACAGAGUAAUGCUUAUGAUACUAGAGAAAGGACGAAUGAAAUUGAUGAAAUGGACGUGGUUAGUAGCAGAAGUUAUGAUCAAGUGAGCAAACAAGAAACUACAUACAAGAUAGAUUCUGAUGAAGUGGAACAAGAUGACAAAAUUGAGGAAGAUAAUGACGACAAUGAGUUUGACUAUAACAAUUCAUCCGAAAUAAAACAUGGUGACACGGAUACCACUGACUAUCCAUCCGAAUCACCCGGUGAGCCGGCUUCUGUGAAUCAACAACCGUCAUCUGUUCAGUCACAUCACGUUGAAAUGAAGGUGUCUGGAACCGAACAUGUGGAAACCCAUGUACCGGUACGACCACCGACUGUCUCACCUGAUACUGAUAAGGAGUCGAAGGAGGAUGUUUCGAGUAGAUCUGAACAGAGUGAACCUGUUUCUGUGAAUCAACAACCGUCAUCUGUUCAGUCACAUCACGUUGAAAUGAAGGUGUCUGGAACCGAACAUGUGGAAACCCAUGUGCCGGUACGACCACCGACUGUCUCACCUGAUACUGAUAAGGAGUCGAAGGAGGAUGUUUCGAGUAGAUCUGAACAGAGUGAACCUGUUUCUGUGAAUCAACAACCGUCAUCUGUUCAGUCACAUCACGUUGAAAUGAAGGUGUCUGGAACCGAACAUGUGGAAACCCAUGUGCCGGUACGACCACCGACUGUCUCACCUGAUACUGAUAAGGAGUCGAAGGAGGAUGUUUCGAGUAGAUCUGAACAGAGUGAACCUGUUUCUGUGAAUCAACAACCGUCAUCUGUUCAGUCACAUCACGUUGAAAUGAAGGUGUCUGGAACCGAACAUGUGGAAACCCAUGUGCCGGUACGACCACCGACUGUCUCACCUGAUACUGAUAAGGAGUCGAAGGAGGAUGUUUCGAGUAGUUCUGAACAGAGUGAACCUGUUUCUGUGAAUCAACAACCGUCAUCUGUUCAGUCACAUCACGUUGAAAUGAAGGUGUCUGGAACCGAACAUGUGGAAACCCAUGUGCCGGUACGACCACCGACUGUCUCACCUGAUACUGAUAAGGAGUCGAAGGAGGAUGUUUCGAGUAGAUCUGAACAGAGUGAACCUGUUUCUGUGAAUCAACAACCGUCAUCUGUUCAGUCACAUCACGUUGAAAUGAAGGUGUCUGGAACCGAACAUGUGGAAACCCAUGUACCGGUACGACCACCGACUGUCUCACCUGAUACUGAUAAGGAGUCGAAGGAGGAUGUUUCGAGUAGAUCUGUACAGAGUGAACCUGUUUCUGUGAAUCAACAACCGUCAUCUGUUCAGUCACAUCACGUUGAAAUGAAGGUGUCUGGAACCGAACAUGUGGAAACCCAUGUACCGAUACGACCACCGACUGUCUCACCUGAUACUGAUAAGGAGUCGAAGGAGGAUGUUUCGAGUAGAUCUGAACAGAGUGAACCUGUUUCUGUGAAUCAACAACCGUCAUCUGUUCAGUCACAUCACGUUGAAAUGAAGGUGUCUGGAACCGAACAUGUGGAAACCCAUGUGCCGGUACGACCACCGACUGUCUCACCUGAUACUGAUAAGGAGUCGAAGGAGGAUGUUUCGAGUAGAUCUGAACAGAGUGAACCUGUUUCUGUGAAUCAACAACCGUCAUCUGUUCAGUCACAUCACGUUGAAAUGAAGGUGUCUGGAACCGAACAUGUGGAAACCCAUGUACCGAUACGACCACCGACUGUCUCACCUGAUACUGAUAAGGAGUCAAAUGUGGAUGUUUCACAAGUUUCAUAUUCCACCUCGUCAAGGGACAUUUUGGACAAUGAUAGUCAUAUAGAAUCUAAUAUAUCAAAUUCGCAUUUUUCAUUGCAUGAUCGUAAACAAGGAGUCAUCACCAGUGAUCUCAUCGGUGUUCAAGAUAUUGGAAUAAUUUAUUCUUCAGAUGUAAAUAGCUCUAUUCUUUCAUCCGUUUCACGAAAAGUGUCUGAGGAUCAAAUUAUUUUCAAUCAUCACAGUGUUCCCGUUCACUUAGGUUUGAUACAAUGUAUAUACUGGGCAGCAAACGCUAGCUUUGAUAAAACGUAUUCUAAAACUGUUAGAUCACCUUUUUCGCGCUUCUUAGUCAAUGGAUUUAGGUACUUCUUUGCAGCUGCUAACGUUUCUCUGCAGUAUUUACCAGAAAACAUUAUUUCCAAUUUAGAUAAUUUUUUGCUUGAAACAUUUUCUUUAUCAUUAAAUUUCAUUAUUGCUUGGAUGAUUUUUAUAUUUCACUUAAUUUUUUUGUGGAAUCUAAGUAAGGGCGUACAUUUCCUUCUAUCUAAAUACAUUUUUUUUGAAAAAUGCACAUCUCCAUCUCUCGUAGAAUAUCUAAAACUUGAGGAGUAUAGCAUUCAACUAGCUAGCCAACUUUCAGAUACGGAAGAAUCUAAUUCUCAUUUAUCUAAAUGGGCUAAUUCACUUUCAUGCAGUCUUCAAAAUCUACAGGAAGAAUAUACUUCCAAAUUAUCUGAAAUGACAUUAUCUGUGGAUGAUUCUCGGGAAUCUUACAUACGUGCUCAAUCGGAGUUGAAUCAUUUAAAAAAUACUCAUAAUUCGCUGGAACAAAACUUACGUUUGAAGUUAACUGAUAAAGAAGAAGUCAUUCAUGAAUUAAAUUCAGAAAUUAAUCGUCUGAAACAAUUACACUCUGAAAAUGAUGAUAAAUGGAAGAAAAGUCUUUUAGAUCUAGAAGAAAGUAACCGUAAGUCAAUAGAAGAAUUGAAAGAGGAACAAGAACAGUUAUAUUCUCAAGCUAAUUUAUAUUAUAAUCGCAUGAAGACGAUGCAAUCAGAGGUCGACAAAAUUUUAGAAUCUAGAAAAGCAUCUGAGGAAAAGUUACUGAUUAAAGAAGCAGAAUUUCAAAGUUUGCUUGCUACUUUUAAUACGCUUAAAGGUCUUGAGGUGAUUUUUGAACAGGAAUCUUCCUCAAAACAGGAAACAAAUGAUAUGGAAGAACGUGAAGUAACCACCACUGACAACCUAUCUAAUGUUAGUCGCACGUUAGAGGAUGACGUGGAGAUUAGCGAUAAGUCAAGCAUUAUUUCCGAAAGUGCUUUGUGUGAUUUAAUUGAAGUCGAUGAAAAGACUACAGAAAAAUCUAGAUUACAGAAGAAUUUAUCAUUGCUCUUAGAUGUUGGUCGUUUGCAUGCUCAAAUCAGACUUAAAGAUGAACAAAUUAAAGCUGAAGAGUCUAAAGCAAAAAAUGAACAUGAUCUUCGAGUUGAAGUUGAAUCCAAAAUGGAAGAGAUAGAAAGAGAGAAUUCAACUCUUAAAGCUAAUUUAAUUCAUAUUGAACAAGAAAGAAAUGCUUAUCAAACAAAGCUUGAUAUUUUAUCCUGUUAUUUUAAAGAACGUGAACUUGAACUGCAAAGGGAUUUAGGUAAGCAUGUCGUAGUUGGUUCAGAAUCUUCCGAAGCCCUUAUGCACAGUCGAAAGCGUAAUCAAGAGCUUGAGGGGGAAGUUAAAGUAUUACGAGAUCAAAUGGCAGCUUUACGUCGAGAGCUAGUGGAAACUGAAAGAACUAGUAGGCGUCAAAUAUCGGAGUUAGAUAAGCGUUCUCAUGAAAAUUGGUUAGCAGCUCGUGCGUCUGACCACCAAAUUCAAGAUCUACGUGAAGAAAACUUCAGUUUGCGACAAAAGCUCAUUGAAUCAGAGAACAAUGCAUUACGAUCGUCAAUGCGCACCAUCCCGGAAAAAAUAAAUAGUUCAUCUCGUGAGAAAAUUAUGAACAUUUUCACAAGACCUAUUUUACCACUAGAAUUUAUGAAAAAUCCAAGUUUAAGAGAUGUACGCUCUCAAUCAAGAAAUUCUCUAACAAAUUUAACAUCGCAACGACCAGUAGCAGAAGCUAAUCCAUUCCCAUUCAUCCCAACACCACCCCGAGGAACAAUGCCUUUUUCAGGUGGACUUCAAAGAGAUGUCAUACCAACACCAACAAGGCCUCUUUUGCCAGGAUUUCCUCCAGUGCAAAUGAGUUUCCCGUCAGCAUUUUUAGCUCCCCCAUUCGCGCCCGUCAUGAAAGCGAUGACUGACCAAAAUAAUAAACAAAAUAGUUCCCCUUCUUCUGUAAGCAGUUCACUAAAGUGAUUUUAGAUCUAUAACGCUUUGUUCAGUAUGUGGUUUUUCUUGCAUUUUAAUCUUCCGUUCUCUACGUUCCGAUUGUUUCGUUGUGGUAUUAUUAUUUAGGUUAUUUUGAAUCAGGCUGUAAAGUGAUAAUAUUUUUACAUUUGGUCUUUUGAUAAUAAGUAUGUCCAGAUAUUAUAUUUCAGAUUACAUAUAUCAAGAAUAAUAUUUUAAACAUUAGUUGGUUAUUGCACAAAAAAUCUUUUAUUCUGUGUUCGUACUUACGAAAAUGUUUCUGUUUGUUAUUUAUUGCUCCGAUAUUACUUUAUAUGUUUAUAAUGAACCAUUUUUGUUUCUGGUGAAUAAUGGUCCUUGAGUCAUUCGCUUUAUUAAAGAAAAUGUUCCAAAUUAGUGAAAAGUAUGUAUUUUUGUCAUUUCAUUAUCUAUUAUCUACCAACUGUACUAAAGUAAUAUUACUGAAUUGUUUGACUUCAUUGAAGAUAAUUAUUUGGUUUAAAUCUC
Molecule: messenger RNA, 6985 nt
Organism: Schistosoma guineensis
Lineage: Eukaryota; Metazoa; Platyhelminthes; Trematoda; Strigeidida; Schistosomatidae
Source: the annotation of a GenBank genome assembly